Molecule: messenger RNA, 1143 nt
Organism: Alternaria conjuncta
Lineage: Eukaryota; Fungi; Ascomycota; Dothideomycetes; Pleosporales; Pleosporaceae
Exons: 2
Coding region: 1-1143 (380 amino acids)
Biological process (GO): carbohydrate metabolic process; fungal-type cell wall organization
Cellular component (GO): fungal-type cell wall
Molecular function (GO): hydrolase activity, hydrolyzing O-glycosyl compounds; glycosyltransferase activity
Source: RefSeq, a predicted model, not a curated record
AUGCAUCUCCCCAACGUCUCCUUACUCCCCAUCUCCCUCAUCCUCUUCUCAGCCACCCAAACUCUCGCCCAAACAUCGACAGACUGCGACCCAACCAAGAAAUCCUGCCCAGCAGACACCGCACUCUCCGAGUCAGUUUACACCCACGACUUCACCACCGGUGCCGACGAUGAGAACUGGAAGGUCACCGCUGGCGAUGUGAAGUACACAUCGAAAGGAGCGGAGUUCACCAUCAACAAAGCCGGCGAUGCACCCACCAUCCAAUCGAACUGGUACAUCUUUUUCGGCAGCGUGAGCUUCGUCAUGAAAGCUGCGCCCGGCAAGGGCGUAGUGAGCAGUGCCAUUCUGGAGAGUGACGAUCUAGAUGAGGUAGAUUGGGAGUGGCUAGGUGGACAACCCGGGAACGUACAAACAAACUACUUCGGCAAAGGCAACACCACAACCCACGACCGCGAAGUCGACGCCCCAAUUCCCGACACCCAAUCAACCUCCCACAACUACACCAUCGCCUGGACCUCCACCUCCACAACCUGGCUCGUGGACGGCACCCCAAAACGCACACUCUCCUACUCCGACGCAAACGGCGGCUCAAACUACCCGCAAACCCCCAUGAACGUCCGCAUCGGCAUCUGGGCCGGCGGCGACCCCAACAACGCCCAGGGAACCAUCGAGUGGGCGGGCGGCGAAACGGAUUACAGCGCUGCGCCUUUUACAAUGGUGGUGGAGAAGGUGGAGGUGAGGAAUCAGAAUCCUGGUUCUAGCUAUCAGUAUGGCGAUUUGAGUGGGUCUUUUGAGAGUAUUGUUGUUGAUGGCGGGGAUGGGAAAGUGAAGAAGAGUGGGAGUGAGGAUGGUGGGGAGAAGAGUUCUAGUGCGAGUAGUUCGGGGGUGAAGACGGAGGCUAGUGCUAGUGCGAGUGCGAGUGCGACGGUUAAUGUUAAUGUGGAUGGGGGUGUGGGCGGGGAGCAUGCGAUGGAGACGGGGAAUGUUACGGGGAGCGCGAGUAUGGCUAGUGUGACGCCGACGGGAAGUGCGACGGGUAGUGCGGCUGUGGCCGAGCAGACGGGUGAGUCUGGUGCUGUGGUGGGUAAGAGUCUGAGUGGAGGGCUCUUCAUGCUGCUAGGGGCCAUGGCUGUAAUGCUGUAG